UCUCUUUUUCUGACAUAUCUACUUCUUCCACUGCUGUUUGAUGUAUCAUAUCUUACUGAACUCCUCAUAUUUCAGUUUUAGAUUUUAGUUAUCGUUACUCUUUGAUUCACGACUUUAAAGAUCGAUUUAAUGCAAUAUCGGCACAUUUCAUUUUCUGUAUGCAGUGUAAAUGUGAUAGCAUUUUAUGAUCGUUGAUGACUGAAAAGGCAGUUUAAUAAGCAUGCAUAUAGAAACAUGCUUCAGAGUUCAUUUUAUUUAUGCUUUGCCAGUAGAGUAACUGUUAUAGCACUUGUUGUUGAUUUCUAAAAGGCGAUUUUAUAAGUAUGCGUGCAGAGACAUUUAUUUUAUGCGUGCGCUGCCAGUGGAGUAACUGUGCGAUAACGAAUGCUAAUGGCUGAAAAGGUGGUUUAAUAAGUAUGCAUGUAGAAACACGUUUCAGAGUUUCACAACUGGCAUAAAUACCACAAAUCUAGGUCAUUGCCCCUUAAAAGAGCGAGGCAACUCUGAGAAAACAGGGCUGACAUCAAAAAGAGGAGGCUUGUAUCAUUAAGUAUCGCUCGCAAGAACGCUGACUAUUUAGGCUACAGAGAUCACAAGCUUAUCAUUUUCUGCUAACAUUCAAUCUUGGUGUUUUUUGUGCCUUUGAUAUGCGCGCAGACGUGUGACCUGUUUAAUGUGACAUCUUUAAAAAGGGAUGAUGGUAUGGAAGGCAACCCACUUUUUGUUCUGACUGUAUGCUGGUUUGGUUCAUGCAAAUGCAUUUGAGAGAACUGAGAAGACAGGAGAAGAGGCUCAAGGACCAGGCACGAAGAAUGGAGAAAAAUAUUCUCUGAUCAUCACAGAGACCCAGGAUAAGAAUAGGCACGAAAUGGACUUUUUCAUCAGAGUCUGGCAGGCUGUGUUUCUUCUCCUUUUCAGCGGCAAAUUCUGCGACUGCUACAGAGUCAGUUGUAUUGGAAAGCUGAUAGUAGAUUCAGAUGUCAUCCACCUGGGCUCCAACUUGACUGUAGGAUGCCAGUCAAACACUGAGCGCUGUGGGAGACUUUUUGCAAUAGUCUUAAAUGGAGAGACCGUUUUCGAAACAAUGAAUUGCUCUGUAAUAAGAACACAGAUAGUCAUCAGUCAGCCCAGUUUUUGGCUACUCUGCAAGGUGAAGGAGGGAGACACGUGGCACACUGUUUGCGGCCAAGAUUUCAGAGCUGGCUAUCCUCCAGGUAAACCAGAAUUCAGCUGCGUCACGUACCGAAAUUCAGAGUAUGUUAAUUGCUCUCUAGUGGUUACAACGGAGACGUAUCUAUUUACCAGUUUCACAGUGACAUUUUACAACAGCACAUCCCAGUUCCCCCAGUAUGUGAUGAACAAAGACGGCCGUGUCUCUAUUCCACGAUCGCUGUUUGUUGAGAACAUGACAUAUCAAGUCCACAUAAGAGGACACAAUGCGUUAGGAGAGUCACACUCUACAUUUAACUUUUCAAUCUGGGACAUUGUUAUCCCAAGCACUCCACAUAUAACACGAGUUGUGUUUGAAAAUGAUACUCUUUCUCCUGCAAUAUGCUGGAAUGGCUCAGAAGAUAUUUUGAAACCAGUUUUGAGGUUCAGACAAGCACACGAAAACCAGGACUGGACGGAGGAUCAAGUGAGCCAGGGAAGUGUGAUGGAGCUCCGAACGGGAUGUAUUUCGAUGCAGGAAGCCUUAGAAGCGCUGACACUUUAUCAGUUUAAGCUGAGAGUGUGUGAUUCUUCAACAAACUGCAGCAGGUGGAGUCAACCCUUCAAUAUAACCAGCCCAGGAAUUGCACCCUCACACAAACCUGAUGUGUGGAGAGUCAUCAACAGGACCGGUGCUCACGGACCUCUGAGUGUCACAGUGUUGUGGAAGCCCUAUAAACCAGCAAAUUACAGCGGAGCUUUGUUGUAUUACAAGUUAUCUUAUAUAGAAAAAGGCCAGAUCCGUGAACUGAAUUGCUCAGCUCAUGUCACUCACCGAACUCUUCAGCUGAAUGCGUCAGAAGUUAACAUCAGUGCUGUGACAGCAGCGGGUUCCUCCCCACCUGCACCUGUCAGCCUGAUACAUACAGGGAACCCGGGCCCCGUGGUGACACGUUUAGCUCCAGCAGCAGGGGGCAGUGUGCUUCUAGCCUGGGAAGUGUCUCAUUACAGCGACAAGGUGAAUGGCAUUCUGGGAUUUGUUGUGCAGUGGCAACUGAGUACAAUGAACUUGGAAUGGAAGAGAUUGGGAAAAAAUGUUCAUUUUACAUUCCUACAAGGUCUGCGAGCCGGUAUCCUGUAUAACAUUUCUUUAUAUAGUGAAGACCACCGUGGAGUUUCAGAGCCUGCGUUUGUUCAGGUUUAUGCAAAGGAAGAGAAACCUCUAGCUGGUCCAGAUGUAUCAAUUACCAAUACAGGAAAACAGAUUUUGAUUCAAUGGGACGAGCUUAAUCAAGAAACACAAAGGGGAUUUAUCAGAAACUACACCGUUUACUUGCAGAGACAUAAAGACAAGAGGUUUCUUCAGAACCAAACGGUGCCUAACGCAUUUCCUAGAAGUUUGACUUGGGAGCUGCGAGGCCAACGGGAGUGUGCCAGUAUCCUGGUCACUGCAUGGAAUUCUGCGGGUGAAGGGCCCAAAGGAAAACCUGCCACAUGCUGUUGUCACAGCACUGCUUCAGGCGAGACAACAGGUGGAAUGAUAGCUGGGAUUUGUUUGGCUGCUGCAGUUCCUAUGGUGAUCCUGGCCAACCUGAUGUACCUGAAAUGUGUGCGGCAAAGAAUGAUGAAAAUGUGCAUGUCCAUUGGAGUCUCUUGGUUUUUCGAAAAUCUGCCCAAAUUUGAUAAUAGCAAUGCUAUAAAACUACUACAGGAUGACAGCCAUAGCCCAUGGGAAGCUCUUCCUGGAGACAACGAUCCUCCCUUAACUCCCAUUGAGGAAGUCAGUCUGUCUUUGGAGAGACAAGACUCUUAUCCAACUGUGCUUCAUGUCACAGAAACACCCACAACGAAUUCGUUUUGGAUCGAUUCUCCUUAUAAACCUCAGUUACUGACAGCUUCACAGAGAAAUGAAGACUUCUCUGAGACUACAGAUGAGGAGCUAAAAGAGGACGACCAGUUCCCUUUUUUGCCGUCGCCAUCACACCAUGACUUCAGUUGGGAUUUAACCUGUAUUCCCGUCAUACACGGACGACUUAAUAGCUUCUUAGCGAUGGAUGGAGCGCUGGGAUCUUUGGGCAUUCUUGAAGAUCUCCUUGCUCCUCCUAAGACGACUUCCUGUAAGGAUGGAGUGGAGGAGAAUGAGAAGAUUGCAGAAACAGGAGUCAUAGACCAGAGACCACAAACUGUACUGCCCAGUAGCCAAGAGUGCUGCCUCAGAGGGCCUGCCUAUAAUUCCAGCCCAUACUCCCCACAAGGCCUUUCAGUUCCAGAAGAGGGUUAGGCAUUUAAAUAUCAUGCCGCAAGAGUACGUUUGAAAUAUAUUAACAUGGGUGUGAUUUGGCCAUAAACACAAAGCAUAUUGCAUGACAUUAUCUUGUACAUAAAGCAUUAAGCAUUUUUUCAGCGUAUUUUCUUCAUAUUACCUUCAUAUAUAGUGUGGCUUUAAUCAGACACAUCUAAAUGGAACUGUGGUUUCUGCAUACUGUGAGGAUAGCGUCUAAAAUAAGCUGCGCUGUAUGAUGCUGAUUGAUUUAUUCAUAGUACCUUCUUCCUCUUGUUUUGACACAAAAGAAAAUACACGUGACACACUGCACUUUUUUGCUGCUUAAUUGUACUGAAUGUGCACUUGUAGUGUACUUCAGAUCUCAAAAACGUAUUUAAAUUAAUAAUACUUGGAGAUGAUAUGAUGACAUCAACUGAAUAAAAAGGCACUUAAUGGUGAA
Puntigrus tetrazona (Sumatra barb) is the source of this 3872-nucleotide messenger RNA. It is a transcript of the gene il23r, whose product is annotated as interleukin 23 receptor. Lineage: Eukaryota; Metazoa; Chordata; Actinopteri; Cypriniformes; Cyprinidae. The coding region runs from base 869 to 3430 and encodes 853 amino acids. The transcript is spliced from 16 exons. The record is from RefSeq and is a predicted model, not a curated record. Gene Ontology annotation, molecular function: protein binding.